Myotis davidii is the source of this 564-nucleotide messenger RNA. Its product is annotated as dihydrolipoyllysine-residue acetyltransferase component of pyruvate dehydrogenase complex, mitochondrial-like. Gene Ontology annotation, biological process: pyruvate decarboxylation to acetyl-CoA. Bases 115 to 564 code for a protein of 149 amino acids. Lineage: Eukaryota; Metazoa; Chordata; Mammalia; Chiroptera; Vespertilionidae. The record is from RefSeq and is a predicted model, not a curated record. Gene Ontology annotation, cellular component: pyruvate dehydrogenase complex. The transcript is spliced from 4 exons. Gene Ontology annotation, molecular function: dihydrolipoyllysine-residue acetyltransferase activity.
CCCUGCACAUCCCCACGGCCCCAGGGCCCAGCGGGUGGCGAGACGCGAACUCUUUGCGUUACAUUGAAUGGCAUGAAACAGGAAACCAGAUGGAGAGUGAGGCAGCCCGUUUAAAUGUCAGUGUUCCUCCUUUUCCUCCUCCCCCAGGUUGCAUUGCCCUCUCUUUCCCCCACCAUGCAAGCAGGCACCAUCGCCCGUUGGGAGAAAAAGGAAGGGGAAAAAAUCAACGAGGGCGAACUCAUUGCAGAGGUUGAAACUGAUAAAGCCACGGUGGGAUUCGAGAGCAUGGAGGAGUGUUACAUGGCAAAGAUACUUGUUGCUGAAGGCACCAGAGAUGUUCCCAUUGGCUCAGUCAUCUGUAUCACAGUUGAAAAACCUGAGGAUGUGGAGGCCUUUAAAAAUUAUACAUUGGAUUCGGCAGCACCCACCCCACAAGCAGCCCCAGCACCAACCCCUGCUGUCACUUCUUCGCCACCUACAUCUUCUGCUCAGGCUCCUGGUAGCUCAUAUCCCACUCACAUGCAGGUGAGGCGCAGCCUCUGGCUGCCUUCUCUAAAGGGUUAA